Messenger RNA from Eimeria necatrix, 255 nucleotides. RefSeq lists its product as hypothetical. The annotation marks the transcript as partial. The record is from RefSeq and is a predicted model, not a curated record. Gene Ontology annotation, biological process: positive regulation of translational fidelity; formation of translation preinitiation complex. The transcript has 2 exons. Gene Ontology annotation, molecular function: translation initiation factor activity; tRNA binding. NCBI's taxonomy places the organism in Eukaryota, Apicomplexa, Conoidasida, Eucoccidiorida, Eimeriidae. Gene Ontology annotation, cellular component: eukaryotic translation initiation factor 2 complex; cytosol.
GAAGGAGACAAAUCAACGAAAGUUUCCAAAUUGAAAAAAGGAGAAUUCGUAAUGGUUAAUAUUGGCUCCACUUCUGUGGGCGCGAGGGUUGCUGGAGUUAAGCCAGAAGUGGCCAAGUUGGAACUCACUGGCCCUGUCUGCACCCGGGUGGGAGACAAGGUGGCGCUGAGCCGGCGAGUGGACAAGCACUGGAGGCUGAUUGGCUGGGGGCAAAUCAACAAGGGCAAAACUUUGCUGCUGCAGGAGUCUCUUUAA